AUGUCCUAUGUUAAUGGUGAAACUGGUGGGCACCCAAGGUAUAACCUGUGCAGUAGAGUUCAGCGUUCCAGUUCUCAAGUGGGAAAUCUAAAUGGCCCCAGAAAGGCCUCAAACUGGCUAGAAAUGCAAACAGACUUAAACAAUAUGCAGUAUUCUUCUGUAGCUCUUGAUCCAGAUUCAUUGGUGACAAAUGGAUCAAAGAUCCUUCCAAAUCCUGAAGAGGACAAUUCACAGGAUUCUGCUUUCCAAGUAAAUAGUGAAUCUAUAGAACGGAAUGAGGCUCACCAACCCUACACUCCUAAAUGCUUUUAUGGCCCAUAUUUAACAAAAACUAGCAUGCAAGGAGAUGUGUACAACUUCCUGGAGAGGCCUAGUGGAUGGAAAUGCUUCAUUUAUCAUUUUACUGUAUUUCUAUUGGUGCUGGUUUGUUUAAUUUUCAGUGUUCUGUCUACUAUAGAACAUUAUGCAGAAUUUGCCACUGGAACACUUUUUUGGAUGGAAAUUGUCUUGGUGGUGUUUUUUGGUGCUGAAUAUGUGGUGAGGCUCUGGUCUGCAGGUUGCAGAAGCAAAUAUGUUGGUAUUAAAGGAAGAAUACGUUUUGUCAGGAAGCCGAUAUCAAUAAUAGAUCUCAUAGUUGUGAUAGCUUCAAUUAUUGUACUGAGUGUGGGAUCAAAUGGACAAGUGUUUGCUACAUCUGCAAUAAGGGGAAUCCGGUUUCUGCAGAUACUUCGCAUGCUCCAUGUAGACCGACAAGGUGGCACUUGGAGACUCCUGGGGUCUGUGGUUUUCAUACAUCGUCAGGAACUCAUAACUACCUUGUACAUUGGAUUCUUGGGGCUAAUCUUCUCAUCGUAUUUUGUCUACCUUGCUGAGAAAGAUGCAGUGGACGAGGAGGGACAAACUGGGUUUUCCAGCUACGCUGAUGCUCUCUGGUGGGGUGUGGUGACAGUGACAACGAUUGGCUAUGGGGACAAAGUGCCACAGACCUGGAUCGGCAAGACAAUCGCCUCUUGUUUCUCCGUGUUUGCAAUCUCGUUCUUUGCUCUGCCUGCGGGGAUUCUUGGAUCAGGAUUUGCCCUUAAAGUACAACAGAAGCAGCGCCAGAAACAUUUCAACAGGCAGAUUCCUGCAGCGGCAUCUCUAAUCCAGACUUUGUGGAGGAGUUACGCGGCGGAGAAACCUCAUGGCUGUCUGGCCACCUGGAAAAUCUACGUUAUGUCAGCUCAGAACCCGAAGAAAACAGCAGCGCCGUCCAGCCCAAACCUCCGAAAACAGGUCAGAAGGAGCUUUACUAGUUACCUACCUUUAUGA
This is a messenger RNA of Python bivittatus (Burmese python), 1311 nucleotides long. Lineage: Eukaryota; Metazoa; Chordata; Lepidosauria; Squamata; Pythonidae. The record is from RefSeq and is a predicted model, not a curated record.